AUGGAUUAUCUCUCGGGUUCCUCUCCGCACAUUAAGAGUGGAGCAGUGUCUGCACUAUCUCUAAUGGUAUAUAAUGAUCCGAAUGUCUGCUUUUUGAUACCUGAUCUGGUCCCAUCAGUUCUACAAUUGCUGCAGAGUAAAGCUGUGGAGGUCAUAAAAGCUGCUUUAGGCUUUGUGAAAGUAUUAGUGUCGGGACUUCAAGCAAAAGAUCUGCAAAACUUUCUCUCCGGUAUUAUUAAUGGAGUUCUUCCAUGGUCAUCUACCUCAUGGCAUCAUUUCAGAUCAAAACUAUGCUUACUUUUUAUGCACAGAUGUAUUUAUGUCACGGUCAUACUAGAGAUUGCGAUGCGGAAGUCUGGGUCUGCAGUAGUUAAGUUACUUACACCUGAUAAAUAUAGAAAUUUUGUGAAGAUCAUUAUGGAGAAUCAUCAUGUUAAGGCAAACUCAAAAGAAGAUGGCACUACCAAAGCGGAAUUGAAAUCUUCAGAUUUCUCUUCUAUGGGGUAUGUUCUCUUUAAAAACUGUUGAAGUUCUAUUUCAAUUCUUUUUUGAUCCCAUUCCAUGUUAGGGUUAAACUUCUAUUUCUUUAAGGCAGCAGAAGAGGAAACGCGAGGAAUCAGGAAGUUCUUAACUCUAAUUAUUAUCUAGAGCAAGUUUCAUAGAUAUAUUUUGUAUCUAGAGCUCUGUUGGGUCAAAGUCAUCUGGGAAAAGAAUAGAUGGGUCAGAGUUUCUUGAGAAUGUGUUGGGAUCACUAUCAAGAGAAUUGUGAGUUCAUUCUGCUGGAUUUUCUCUGCAAACACAAACUUUAUGUUGCAUUUUCAUGGAUUAUUUCAUUUGUUUAUCUUAUUGGUUGAAGUUUCUUAACCACUACCCACUAUCCACCAUUGAACCAAUCCCCACCAUAGACCCUGCAAACC
This is a messenger RNA of Ilex paraguariensis (yerba mate), 917 nucleotides long. Lineage: Eukaryota; Viridiplantae; Streptophyta; Magnoliopsida; Aquifoliales; Aquifoliaceae. The record is from the annotation of a GenBank genome assembly.